Molecule: messenger RNA, 1907 nt
Organism: Vigna angularis (adzuki bean)
Lineage: Eukaryota; Viridiplantae; Streptophyta; Magnoliopsida; Fabales; Fabaceae
Product: serine/threonine-protein kinase STY13
Exons: 7
Coding region: 594-1706 (370 amino acids)
Biological process (GO): protein phosphorylation
Molecular function (GO): protein kinase activity; ATP binding
Source: RefSeq, a predicted model, not a curated record
CUUCCCAAACAUCACCUGUCACCGAACACUACAUUUUUGGAUACACUUUCAACCCUCCCUGGUCCGAAUCAACAUGUCUUCUUCCCACUUCCAACUUGGGGGUAGAGAGAGAAGACUCACGACCAAAACCACCCCUUUUUAGAGAGAGAAAGUUAACUCGAAUAUUCCUACUUACUCUUCACUUGCAGUUAACUUGGGGUGUUUUGAGACAGUUUUAGAACAUAAACUUGGAGGGAUUUUGUUGGGUGUGGUUAAUUUUGGCUGAAAAAUUUGCUUUUCGUCUGUUCUUCUCAUUGAAGCAAAGGUUUGAAAGAGGGGAACGUGCUACAUGGGUGAACACAACCUAUGAGAAAGAUUCGGUUUUUACUAUUUUUUUGAGGUGGGGUGGCAGUGGAUGAUUGAUUUUGGAUGGAGGGGAUUGUGAGCUGUUAGAGGAAUUUUGUUUAUUUAUAUUUUCCAUUUACUUUGGAGGUGUGUUUAUGUUGGAACGAUUAUUCAGGGGAGGUGGGUUUGUUGUUGGAUUUUGAGAGUCUUUAUUUCUUAUUCUUGGUAUGUAUUGAAAUGAGGGCUUGGUUAUAGUUUAAGGUUGCAGCAUGAGUUGCAGAGAAAGGAACAAAGGGGAAAGAGAAGAGAAGGAAUAUGAAAAUAGUUCUGUUGCAUUGAAAUCAAAAUCAGCGAGGCAAAACAUUGGUUCAAUAGAAGAUGAACCGCUAACAAUUGAUGAAAGUCUUCUGAUUGACCCCAAGCUAUUGUUUAUUGGGUCAGAAAUUGGCGAGGGAGCUCAUGGAAGAGUUUAUGAAGGAAGGUACAGAGAACGGAUUGUUGCUAUCAAAGUUCUGCAUCGUGGGAGUACUUUAGAAGAAAGAGUUUCACGGGAGAAUCGUUUUGCUCGCGAAGUUAAUAUGAUGUCUCGUGUCCACCAUGAGAAUCUUGUGAAGUUUAUUGGAGCUUGUAAGGAUCCUCUGAUGGUUAUUGUUACAGAGAUGUUACCUGGUUUGUCACUGCGAAGAUAUCUGAUCACUAUACGCCCUAAACAAUUAGAGCUUUAUGUGGCUAUAAAGUUUGCCCUUGAUAUUGCUCUGGCCAUGGAUUGGUUACAUGCCAAUGGAAUCAUACAUAGAGAUCUGAAGCCUGACAAUCUGCUGCUCACGGCAAACCAGAAGUCGGUUAAACUUGCUGAUUUUGGCCUGGCAAGAGAAGAAUCUGUGACCGAAAUGAUGACUGCAGAAACUGGAACUUACCGUUGGAUGGCACCCGAGUUGUACAGUACAGUGACAUUGCGUCAAGGGGAGAAAAAGCAUUACAACAAUAAGGUUGAUGUCUACAGCUUUGGAAUUGUUUUGUGGGAGCUACUAACAAAUCGCAUGCCUUUUGAAGGAAUGUCCAAUUUACAGGCUGCUUAUGCUGCCGCAUUUAAGCAAGAGAGGCCUAACCUUCCUGAAGACAUAUCUCCUGAUCUUGCGUUCAUCAUUCAAUCAUGCUGGGUUGAAGAUCCUAACAUGAGACCAAGCUUCAGUCAGAUUAUCCGCAUGCUUAAUAAGUUCAUCCUCACUCUCCAACCACCACCAUUUUCAGCACCACCUGAACCGGACGACGAACCUGAGGCCGUGACAAGUAAUGGCACAAUAACUGACUUUUCUACGCGAAAUAAAGUAAAGUUUUCAUUUAUUCGCCACCUUUUUUCUUCGAAGAGGACCAAAAGCUGAUAGUGUGAGUUGUAAAUUUGAAGAACCUUCCUUUUGUUGUAGAUAAAAGAGUUCUUCUCAUAGUACUUAUAAAGUUUAAUGCAUUUACAAGUAAUUAUAUCUAAGGUGACAACUACAGGGAUGUAACAUGUCCAACAGAAGUGUAGAAUACGAUGAUUAACUUUUGAAAGAGUAAGGAAAAAUAAAGGCUUGUUUAUUUUA